AUGCCUGUUGCUAGCGAGGACUCGGGUCUUGGAGGAGAUUUUGACCAACGGAGGGCUAGCCGAACGAGCAGUAGCAGUAAAGAUAAGCAGAGCCUCAUGUGUGCCCAGAACAGACGGAAGGCCCAAAACAGAGCAGCCCAGCGCGCUUUUCGGGAGCGAAAAGAGAGAUAUGUUAAGGAUCUUGAGAGCAAGUUAUCUGCGCUCGAAUCAAGUACGAACUCUCUUCAAUCCGAUGUCGAGCGACUCAAGCUCGCACUGCAAUGUGUCCGGACGGAGAAUGAGAUUUUGCGAGCCACAACUGGACAAUCACUUACGACAUCACAGCCAGUGUCAGUGAGCUACUCAGCACCAGACGCGCAUCUCCAAGAUAAUGACGCCAAGGAAGACGCUUGCAAUGUUCAAGGAUCCCGAAAUGGGAGCAUGAUCAACGCUGCCGGUAAGGACAAUGCUGCCUCCCGCCGCAAGACCAAGGGCCGAGAGAUCCCUGUUGCCCAGGCUUGGGACUUCAUUCAGUCACAUCCUUUUGUUAAACAGGGUCUAGUGGACAUUGCAAUUGUCUGCGAACGACUGAGAUGGGCUGCAACGUGUGAUGGUCACGGACUUGUCUUUGAAGAAAGCUUAAUCUGGCAGGCCGUCGAAGAGUCGAGACGAAUCGGUGGGGACGGACUUAUCUGA
Alternaria atra is the source of this 675-nucleotide messenger RNA. RefSeq lists its product as uncharacterized. Gene Ontology annotation, molecular function: DNA-binding transcription activator activity, RNA polymerase II-specific; transcription cis-regulatory region binding. The transcript is spliced from 2 exons. The coding region runs from base 1 to 675 and encodes 224 amino acids. Lineage: Eukaryota; Fungi; Ascomycota; Dothideomycetes; Pleosporales; Pleosporaceae. The record is from RefSeq and is a predicted model, not a curated record. Gene Ontology annotation, cellular component: RNA polymerase II transcription regulator complex.